This is a messenger RNA of Ctenopharyngodon idella (grass carp), 5799 nucleotides long. RefSeq lists its product as uncharacterized. NCBI's taxonomy places the organism in Eukaryota, Metazoa, Chordata, Actinopteri, Cypriniformes, Xenocyprididae. The record is from RefSeq and is a predicted model, not a curated record. The transcript is spliced from 24 exons. Bases 77 to 4039 code for a protein of 1320 amino acids.
GAGGGUAGUGCCUGCAGGUGGGGAAUGUUAUGACGCUGGACCUUUCUUCCCAUCUGACCCACAUCAUUUGACUCGCAUGGGCAUCGCGCAGAGGCGCCAGCUAUUGCUCCGCCCUGAUUGGCUGAUGAUUGGUGGGCUUUUAGUUGGAGCUGUGGUAGUCUUGUGCUUGUGCGUCACAAUAUUGAUCCUGUUCAGGGAGUACGGCUGGCCUGAGAAACUGCCAGCUCAGGCCAGGUACCGUGAUCUGCAGCUCAGGUACAACAUGGAUGACUAUUCAUCAAAGGGCUCCAGGGUGGUGGCUCUGAAAAAAACACACCGAAACCUGCAGGUGGGGUUGACAGAGGAUUCGGUGCAGAGAGCGGUGGCUCUGGUGUCAAAUGAGUUCUGGGACUAUGAAGAGCAAGUGGAUCUCGAAGCCUUCAGUUCCAGCACCUUCUACGACAUCCUGCUCAAGCACAGCGUGUCUGUCACAGUACGUCUCGGACAGCUCAGAGGAGAGGUGAAGCAGCUCUACCAGGGGGUGCUGGGGAAGUUGAGAGAGCUCCACCCUGGCUGGAGGAUGUUUGGAGGGAAAACUGAAGGUCUGGAGAGACAGGUGGAGCAAGAGAUGGUGCGACGAAGAGCGCUGGGCAAUCAGCUGACACAGCUACUGGACAGUCAGCUGCAGAUCCUGCGGGUGGAGAUGAGAGCACAGCAGGCCAUGCAGAAGACCUUAAGAGCACGACUGAGGGAGAGCGCCAGGCUUCUCAGACUGCUGGCUGAGGGUCAGACCUCGCUCUGGGAAAAGCACAUCAAGCAACAUGUUCUGGAGCGAGUAGCUGUGCUUGCUGAUGAGAUGACAGAGAUGGUAUCGGUGGAGAGCCAGAGGCAGGGAGCCUGGGUUGUGCUCAAAGAAGGCACUGGAGCACAGCUAUUAUGCCCUGCUACUGGAUCAGUCCUCAGUAGGGAAGACGUCAUUGCUCCUGACGGAUCUGUUAGGGCUUGUGAUGCUGUUCAUGUAGACCCCAUCACAGGCCUCAUUCAACCCAACUCUAAUGCCCAUAUGUUACUGGCCAGUGGGCACAGCAUGCCAGUGCCCCCAGACUUCUUCCUGCACCCCCAGACUGGCAAACUACUGCCUGUGGCGGGAAAUGUGGGCUUUGAUCCUGCUUCCUCCACCCUUGUCUUUAUAGCCGAUGCUUGUGUGGGUGAGGUGGGAAAAUGGGAAUCACCUCUGCUGCCUUUCAUUCCGUACCCUCCGUCCCGCCAUGCUGAAAUCCAUGCUGCUUCCAAACUACGGGGGCUUCGUUCAGGCCAAAGGCUGGUGCUCGGAGGACCCAUGUGUGACUAUGACACUGGUGUUUUGGUGCCUAUUCUAGCAGUCACCAUCCAUCCACAAACAGGAUUGGUUUAUCCUUUGGGUGGCGUGCACAUGUGUCCCAUCUCGCGCAUGCGGCUGCCCAUUCAGAUUGGCUCUCCCAUGCUGGACCCACGUACAGGCAACCUGGUGCUCAUCACAGGGAUCAGUCUUGAUCCCCAUACAGGGGCUGUACUUCCAGUUGGGGGGCUCCUCCUGGGCGAGUCCUUCAUCGAGCCCUUGAGCGGCCGGAUGGUGCGGGUUGGUGGAGGCAGUGUGCGAGGAGGGAAGGUGGUGCCUCAUGCUGGGGGUUUCCAGGCUCUGCUAGACAGCCAGGCUCUGGGCGCCUGCCUGCGGGUGGCGGAGCUCCUGCAAGGUUGCAGCGAGGAGUGGAGCUCAGCAGCUGCAGAUCUACAAGGUGACCUGGAUAGACUCUCUGCAGCAACAUCUGAGCUGGAGCAGGCCUGGAAAAGCAGCCAACACUGUAUGUUGCAGCUGCUGAGUCGUCUGGAAGCUGUACAGGAACAGGCCAGGGGUGUGGCCGAGAAUGGUGGUAGUGUGGGGGAGAUCAAGCCGCCUGGCAUUGAGCUCUCCUUGCCAGCUCUACCCGGGUUGGAGUAUCCUGACCCCGGAGGCUCGGGUUUGAAUGUCCCAGUUCUCGGAGCUCAGUUGGACUGGGUGUCAGGCUACAUGGUGCCUGUGGCAGGAACCAUGGAGGAUGCAGAUGGUAAAGGGCUGGUUCCCAUACGUUUUGGAGCACAAACGGUGGACCCAGUGACAGGGGUGCUGGCUCCAGUUGUGGGGGUAAAUCUGGAUGUUUGGAAGCGGACUGUGGUUCCUGUAACUGUGUCUCAAAUUCUGACUUUAGGAGAAAACCCAGACAGUGUCAUGGUGGAAACCCUCCAGAAGGAGAGCAGCGUACGGGGCAAUUACUGGCGUGAGCAGACACUGAAGGAAGAAGAGAUGGUGGGAGAUUUUGACAGAGCCGUUAAACACUAUCUAUCUACUUCUGUACACGAGUCUGAAUGUAUAGACUGGAUGGACACAGACAGGCAGCUAAGGGAGACUGCCGCUGAGAUUCAGGAAAGCGCUCAGUGUGAGGCCCAGAGAAAAGCUCUCCAGAACUCACAGUUAUCUCUGCUCCUACCAGCCCAUGUGUUACAUGCUCUCACAGGAGGAGACGAGGAGGAGUGGGAGCAGCAGUGUUACUGGCACACAGGGCUUAAGUCCGUGCUGAACCGAGUGAGUGUGUCCAUGGAGAGAUUGCAGACAGACCGGGAUCAGCUAUCAGUACAGGAAACGCAGCAUCUGGAUGAGGAGCAGGAACUGUGGGAGCAAUUAAUGCAGAGACAAGCAGAGCUGGACGCUGUGCUUUCGUCUCUCCACUGUGCUCGUCUGGUCUGCCAGCUGCGUGCUGACACCGCGCAGUCUUUGGUGUCUGGCACAUUCUGGUUUAAAGAUUUUGGUGUGCUGAAGCCUAAGGGUGUCAGAAACCCUCUAAAAGUAAUAGCCAUGACUCAGCAGAAAAUCCUUCCUCGGCUUGAACGACUUAUUCAGCUGUUGGAGGAAAGCAAAGCACUUGGCCAGUCGACCAGCACACAGCGGCAACAGAGCUCUGGGAAGCGGGCGUUUGGCCGGGACAGUGCUUCCAGGGCAUGGACCGAAUCGGCAUCUAUUGUGAAAGGUGUCUCGACUCAGUCCUUUAAAGAUCAAAUCAAGACUCCGUCUGCGAGUGAACAGAAUGCCACGGUGCCCUCUCUUCCUCUGUCAAACCCAUCUUCCACUCAGAAAAGCCAGGAAAAAACACAUCUAAACUACAGCCAAGAUGUCCAGUCUCUCCAGGAACCUGGUCUGUCCGCUUAUAUCAGUAUCCCAAAGCUAGCAGAACAAGAUUGGUCCAGACUAGUAGCGUUAUCUCCUCUCUUCCAGCUGAUGAAGGAAGUGGAGCAGCAGCUCAGGGAUAGUGCCAGAGAUAGAGGCAUGCUGAAGAUCCAGCCCUCAGGUGCAGGCCGGUCAUUCAUGGAUUUUAUGGAUGCUCAGUGGGAGUGCGAGGGGGAGCUGAUUCUAGUGAGCUCUGAAACACUCAACCCACGAGAGCUUCUGCUCUACCAGCAUGGACAGUUUCUCCUCCAGCACCUUCACUUACAUAAAAUGAUACCAGCAGUAACACUUCAACUGGCUUCUAGUCUUCCUUUCAACGACUACAAUAACAAUGCUUUCCGCAACUCUUUCUAUUAUGAGGAGGGAGAGAGGACUCUGUUUGUUCACAGUCGGAGGUUGCAGUCGGUGGGCGGCCUCUCUCUGCUGCUCAUGCACUGUGCUGCACACAUUUCCACCGGUCAGAUGAGGACAGACUCUGCUCCUGCUUUCCAAAGGGCCUUCUUUAAGGCUUUACAGGUGGGCCUAAGUGAGCUGUUGCACGCCAGACUGGGACAAACUGAUAGUCCAGACGUUGAGAGGAAAUAUUUGGCAUCGGAUGCAGCUCUCGAUGGUCUUCUGCUGGAAAGAGUGCAGAAGCCAAGUCCUGGGAUUUUCUCAGAGGAUGAGGUUUUGGUGCAUCUGCGCAAAUACAGAGAGGCUUCAGUGUACCGUGAGGUUGAGAGUCUCCUGAAAGAGUCUCCUAAGAGCCUGGAGAUCAACCACCUCAACACCGACCCGUCAGUCAGCGACGGCCCAGACAGCCAAGAUGCCGCUCCUACAUGAACUGACAUUUUAAAUUUGAACAGCGCUGCCUUUCUGACAGUGAUGAAUCCAGCUUUCAAAGGCGUGUUACAUACUGCAAGACAUCUGAUGGCCUUAUCGUCUUGGAUGGUAACGGCACUUGGACCAGCUUAGAGUGCCUAGUUAUGUUUCAGUUUCAUUGAGUGGUGACCCAACACAAAUGGUUAAAAUUACCAUAAACUGCAUAGGCCCAAGAAGUGAAACUCUAUUUAAUGCAGUUUUAAUAUAGAAUUUGAGGAUAAGGGCAAGUUACACAAUUUGACAAUGUUGGAAUCUGCCUAAUUUGACUAGCUUCUACCAAAUGACACAAAUUUGCACCAAAAUACAGUACAGUUUGAUUGGAUGCUCAAACUUUGAUGAUAACCAGGGUGCAAUUUGUUGAAAAUUGGGAGGGGGAUAUUUAAAUGAGAAUAUCAGCAUGAAAUUUUUAUAAAGAAAUAUAGACAAUGUAGAAAUAAAAUAUAAUUCACAUAAAUUCAUAUAAAAUAAACAGUAAAAAUACAGGAAAUAAUUGUUUAAGCUGAAUUUACUAAACUAAAUGAAUUCAAUAAACUUUAUAUUUAUAAUAUAUCUAUAAUUAUAAUAAAUUUGUUUCAAUAGCAAAAAAAAAAUACAUUAACAUUUUUCCACGCCUUUCCAAAAGAUAAAAAAAAAAAAAUAGAGAGGGAGAGAUUAAUUACGGCAGUCAGAAGAGAGAAAGAUGUCAAAUUUACGUUACUCUCUCAGCCGUUGUAUUAAAAUACACUCUCGCAGCAGUGUUAACAAUUUGUUUGUAAUUUAAUGCCAAGAUAACAGUGUCAUAAAUGUACCUUUACAUUUUUUAAAGAUAAAAAUAUAAAAAAAAACUGGCUAGAUUAAUGACGUUAAUAACUGUGGAAAUGAUGUGAAAAGGGUCCAUGCACAAUUAUACGAUUUUUUUCCCAUUCAGUUUAUUUGUGUUUAGAACGGUCAUUUCCCCACUGUCCGUGACCGUAUCAAAACAGACCUGCGAGCAAUUUUAGGGUCAUGACCCACAAGAUGAGACCAGUAUUAAAUUAUGACUAAAACAAAAAGAAAGUCAAGCAUAUGCAGAAUAUAUAGCGAAAUAAUGUCCUAAGCUUUGAGUUUAAAAUAGAUUUAACGAUGCAAAAUGCUCAGGGCGGAAUUAUAAUGAUGAAAUUUUAAAGCAGCAACACAUAAACUAUUUCUGUCUUGUACGGUUUACUAUAAAAAACUACAAAACAGUCCAUCAGCACUUCUUUGGUGUCUCAGAAUGCAACUUUCACAAUCUUGUUUACCAGAUACUUAUAUGCAUUUAUGCCAUUGUACUCAUGUUUUGUCUUGCACUGGCUUGUUUGAUUGCAUUUCAUUUAUUUAUAGUGGUGUUUUUCUGCUAUCCACAUUUGAGACAGCUUCUAUUAUGUGCCUGAAUGUCCCUCUAGGGAUCAAUAAAGUAUGUUUUUCUGGAAUAACAACAAGAAAUAGAAUGGAACAAUAAAACAUUUUUAUCUGUGUAAGUAUGCCUGUUUUUGGAUUACAUCUCGUUGUUCAUAUUCAUGAAUACGUGGAGCACCUUCAUCUGCCCUAAAACAUAAAGUAAAGCUUUGUAUUCAUCUUUAUACAUUUCAACAUUAAUUCAGUUAUGUUUUUGACAGAAUGAGUGUGUGGUUGUCAUUGUACAAGGAAGGGUGAUGCUUUACACAUACACAGUAAUGAAGGCUACUGUUACUAAACAUUCGAUGUAACAAAAUAAAAUAAGUUUC